Messenger RNA from Ostrea edulis (European flat oyster), 2472 nucleotides. RefSeq names its product tripartite motif-containing protein 2-like. Bases 709 to 1557 code for a protein of 282 amino acids. NCBI's taxonomy places the organism in Eukaryota, Metazoa, Mollusca, Bivalvia, Ostreida, Ostreidae. The record is from RefSeq and is a predicted model, not a curated record. The transcript has 2 exons. Gene Ontology annotation, biological process: proteasome-mediated ubiquitin-dependent protein catabolic process; protein polyubiquitination. Gene Ontology annotation, molecular function: protein binding; ubiquitin protein ligase activity.
AUCAAUGAAAGUAAUAUUUUAAUGCAGCGUUAUUAGAAUGUUCAACAGUUUACAAUGAAAAGUAGAAGUGUUUAUGCAUUUGGAUUUUAUUUACGUAGUUUCUUUGGAUCUAAGGGCGAGAGGAAAUCCUGAGGCACUUUAAAUGGGCCUAGCCUAGAAUGUUGGAGUUUUUUGUCUGAGAAAUAGUAGAAGCGGAGUGUGUGUUUUGAACUCAGGGUGGAUGGGAGUUCAGAUUAGGAAGUGAUGGUGUGACGUAUGAGCAUUUACAUGUACUAAUGCUGCCAUGGAUUAAGAUUUGUCAAAUGGUUACCGUGAAAAUAGUUAGCGUAUGACGAUGCCCCGUAUUUUAUCAUUCCAUUUCAAAUAUCAAGAUAAAUGAUGGUAGUUUUUAUACCAUACAGUAAAUUCUUGUCCUUUGUUUUAACAUUCCCAUAAAAGUUUUUAAUCAAGAUUCCUCUUUUCAUUGACAGUAAACUUCUUACUGUGUGACCUCAGUGAUAUUCUCAUCUUUCAGAUUCAUCUUAAAAACACAAUGGUCCUCUGUCAUCAUUAUCUAUAAACACAGAAGAACAUGGCGACACAAUAAAGUCACGACAAGCAGCAUCGUCCCCUCCAUUCACAAGAAUGAAGUCACGAGAAGCUGUAUCGCCUCCUCCAGUCAAACGAAUGAAGUCACGAGAAGCUGUGUCGUUUCCUCCAGUCAAAUGAAUGAAGUCAUCGGAAGCAUUAUCGUCUCCUUCAGUGAAACCACUGCUUGAUGAACCGCGACUCAUCGCCACCACAGACACUGGAUAUGACGGACUAGACAGUGUUUGCUGUCUUAGUGAAGAACAGAUCUGGACAUGUGAGAAUAAGGAAAUCAUGAAGCUUCUCAACCUUCAGAGUAAACUACUGACAUCAAUACGAACCAAGUCAGGGAACACACCAAAGGAUAUAGCAGUGACACGGGACGGAAAUCUUGUUUAUACUGAUAAAACUGUAAACCUGGUGAGGAAUAAAGAGAUACAGACCGCGAUCACACUGCAGGGAUGGGGACCUCUUAAUGUAUGCAGUACCUCCUCUAACGAUCUCCUGGUUACCAUGAUCAGUGAUAAUCGAAAACAAUCCAAAGUCGUGCGUUACUCUGACUCCACAGAGAAACAAACCAUUCAGUUUGAUGAUCAGGGUCGUCCUCUUUAUUCACCUGAUUAUAGCGAUAAAUACAUCAGUGAGAGCAGAAACCUGAAUAUUUGUGUGACUGACCAGAAAGCUAGUGCAGUAGUGGUUGUCAAGCAGACAGGAAAACUCCGAUUUCGAUACACUGGUCAGCCCUCUAAUACCAAGUAUUCAUUUCAAAGAUUAGAUCCACGCGGUAUUACAACAGACAGUCAGAGUAACAUCCUGACAGCAGACUUAUACAAUCACCGUAUCCACAUCAUAGAUCAGGACGGACAGUUCCUCCGUUACAUUCUGAGCUAUCGUUCAAACAGUCCAUUCGGUUUAUGUGUGGAUAUCAGAGACAACCUCUUUGUUGCUGACCAUGUCACUGCUAAAGUGAAGAAAAUCCAAUAUCUAUAAACACAGUGUUAAUUACACAUCUCAUGACAGUUUUAAUUACAUAUCUAAACAUAGGGAUAAAUGAGGUUGUUAAUUAUAGCAGCUUGUUAAUUACAUCUACUUGUUAAUCAAAGCCCUGUGAUCAUUACAACCCCAUGUUUGUGAUUAAAAUUGUAAUUAAAUAAUUGAUUGAACAUUAUAGUCUCUCUUAUAACGUAAAUAAAUUUUACUUUAUCUAUAUGAUCAUAUUUAGUGAAACAUUAUCAACCUUAGUAUACUAAUUACUAAUUCAAUUGUGUUACUUGUUAUUUGACUAAUUUGACUAUGUUACAAUUUUAUUAUUGAUAUUUUGUUAACGAAUUUGAUGCAUUUCUAGUUAUUGUUCUCCAUCCUUUCUUGACUAAUUUGAUUGUUUCAUACUAAGUAUCAAUAUCUAUCAUAUACAAUCUUUUGUCGACUAAUUUGACUGAAUUGCUAAUUAUUUAUUUAUCUAUAUACAAUAUUUCAUUGACUAAUUUGAUUUUGUUACUUAUCAUUUAUCUACAUGUAAUUUAUAUCGAUACAAUUUUUGUGGACUAAUUUGAUUAUGUUAAUAAUUACAUGCAUCUAUCUCUCUUAUAUAAUCUUUUGUUGACUAAUUUUAUUGUGUUACUAGAACUUUAUCCAAUCUUUUGAACACAUGUGAAUAACUAGAUACGAUGUAACAAAGGUAAAACAGUUAGUGUCAUGUACUAAGAAAUUACACUUUUGUCAGUAUUUUGUGUGUAUUUUUUAAUUUUAGUACAUCCACUAGUGAGUACUUACAUGUACGCAUAUAUAUUUAUUUUUGUGUAAUGAAAUUACUAAUUGAACAUUAUUCUGUUUAAUUGUUUAUGAUAUAUUUCAGAAUGUCUUUUGUUUACCAAUGUACAUCUUAUAGAUAAACAUGAUUUAGAG